AUGAGUGCUGAGCAUUUGAAAAAUAUUAAGUUACUUUGUGCACGAAUUUUUCAAAAUCAAAGGGAUAUUGAUAGUGUGAGGGAAUUACGUAAUGUUCUAAAUAGGGCUAGUGGCACAAUUGUGAAAACUUUGGAACCGAUCAUAUUCCCUGUGUUUUUUCCGAUACUGAAAAGUAUUUCAGAAUCAAAGAACAAUUAUAAAGAAAAUGAGAAGCAAGAAAUCGUUGAGACUUUUCGGUCCAUUUUUGAAAAAGUUAAAAUCGAAAAUUUGGCUUUGUUUUUCAAUAUUUACGGAUUCCUUUUAUUCGAAAUCUACGACCAUAAAACACACACAGUUUUAAGCACAAGUGAGGAGUACAAAUUAAGUAUAGUACAAUGUAUGACAUCGUUAGCCCAAAACUUAAGUUCUUCAAUAAUAGAAGAAUUGUACGUGAAGCAAAACGCCCCAAAACUGUGCCAAAUGAUUUACGUUAUGUUAGAAAUGGCAAAAAAUGAGCAGUUCAAAACUUUGCGGAUUGCGUCCAUAAAUUGCAUAAUGGCAAUCGCCCACGUUCUGGACGACGAAGAUUUCGACGAUAUCGUCAUUAGGAACCAAAUCGCCGAAGUUUUUCUCUUUUUUCUGCCAGGCGUCGCAACUCAGCUUAAAUCAGUCGCGCUAAUUGAUGAGAAAUUCGGUCACAAAAUCCCUUCGGUAGCCCUCACAGCUUGGGGAAGGAUCGUGACUUUGCUAAUGCAGGACUACAAUGCACAGGACCGUAAAAUCGAUCUCGGAGGAAUCACAGACACAACCCCCACUCUUAACAAAAAAUGGGAAAACGAGGCGGAGUUAGAGGACUAUCUUAAAAAAACGGAACGCUCGCCUCAGUGGUACAAAACCACUGAUAAGAAACUACAAAUGAUAAUUAUCGAGUUUGCGAAGCUGACCCAUCAUUGUCACCCAAAUGUUCGGCUAGAACUUGCACAAAUGGCAGCUUUGCUUUUGGACAAUUGCGUCCACACUAUGCCAACAUCAAGCAGUCAUUUAAUCGAUAGUGUUGUUGUUCUAUCGGAAGAUGGUGAUGAUUCGGUUUCGAGGAGAAGUAAGCAGAUUUUGGAGGAACUAUCAGUCAAACUCUCAAGGAGCGAAUUUAAAACUUUGCUUGACGAUUUGGAGGAGAGUUUUUACACUGUUGUUGCCAGUAUUCCUCGCAAGUUUAACGCAAUAGAUGAGAGGGUACAAAUCGUUGCUUUGAACUCGCUGAUCGGUUACAUAACUCUCUUCGGUCGGCAUAACUUGACUCGAGUGCUCUACUCAUCGGUUCAUUUGAACCAACUCUUGUCAACUCUUAUCCACAUAUCGGAGUUUGACAAAAGUGGGUUCAGUGUCUUAGAAGAGUAUACAACUUUAGACUAUGAGUUAAGUCACGACUCGAAAAUGUCGUGGAAAAAAUUCCGACACUUUAAAGAAACCGAAAUCUUGGACAAAAUUGCAACUGUUUGUCGACUUUUGGCCAAAUACGGUGCCUCAUUCAUUGUUAGCGAUUUUCUAUUGGACGUUAUAGCCACCAAUGAGGAACAACGAAAAGAGGCGAUUUUUUUACUAAAUGAAGUGAUAACAGGUUUAGGAAUUGAAAAUAAUUCAACUUUAUUCAAAAAUAUAAUCACAACAUACACUGAUUGUGACAAUUGGUACUUACCUUUGUCGGUAAUGGUGGAUGAGUACGGAUACGAACACACUUUAAGUGACGUACAAAAUAAUAUAAUUCAAGCUUGUUUAUUAGUCGAGGGGGUUGGAAAAAUCGCCUUGGCUCUAGGGAAUGAGUUUCAGCAAUUUUUAUUAAAGACUUUAUAUCUGGUGUUAGAACGAGCAGGCAGUUCCCACCCGAUUAUCCGAACUGCGGGUUGUUCGGCCCUCGCUAACAUUAGUACAGCUUGUCAGUAUUCGACAAUAACCGACUUAAUUAACAACAAUAUUGACUAUUUCUCGUUCCACAUUGAGCGCAAAUUGAGUAAAGCCAAGGGUGAUAAGGGCGGCUUGGAGGUGCUAGGAGUCGUGAUAAGAUACAGUUCUCAAAACGUUUUAAUUUCAACCUGUGAUGUUAUUCAAGAAUUAUUGUAUCACACGUACGACAGCCAUCGGACCAAUUUAAAUUCAUACUUGCAAGUUUUUAAGUUAUUUAUAAUGGGGUUACACCGGUGGUUAGGCAUUGAAAUGCCCGAGGAGGCAUUUAAGACAAAAAAGCAAAAACAGGACGAAUUCGAACACUUUCAAGUUUCGAAUCUCGAACCACCUAUUGAGGAUUUUUCGGACGAAAUUAUGAACAAAACGGCCGAAGAAAUGUACAAAGAAGACUUGGAGAAGAGCAAGAAAGAGUUGGAGGACGAAAUUAACGAACAACCAGAAGAGUACAAAAAGCCCGAGCCCCCACUUCACAUCAAACUAACAAAAGCGAUUUUGAGCCGAUGUUUACACUUCCUGCCUUCCAAAAACCAACCCCGACAAUUACUUGUUUUGGAAAUUUUGAAACACGGUGUAAUUAUUUUGAAAAACUGGGAGGAUGAGUUACUACCAAUCGUGCACCAGAUUUGGGGGCCUUUAGUCGACCGAUUUAAGGAUUUUAAUGAACCGUUAAUCAUCAAUUACAGUUUUCAACUUCUUGUCGUGCUUGCGAAAUUAUCGAAAGAGUUCAUACGGUCCCGGACGGCAAAGGAAGUUUUACCAAACAUUUUAACAAUUCUUGAUAAAUUAUCGGUCGAGAGUUAUUUAAAAGAUAAGGGAUCGGCCUACCGUUACAGCCAAAAUUACAAAUUACAAGUGGUAAUUUUGGAGAAUUUGGCCCGAGUUGUGACCGACUUGGACAUGUCUCAACAGGACACCGAAAAAGCCAUUGAUGUUGUUGUUAAAUACGUCAGUGAUAAGCAACCGAUUCCUCUACAGAAUUUUGCACUAGCUUUUUUCAAAACGGUAAUAACAUAUGACCCAAAGUCAGUCGAGACGAAAGUCAAAUCGUUGCAAAUUUCGCCCGAAAAUGCGAAAAACGUAGCACAACUUGUGAAUUUUUUAGAGGAUUUAAAUAAAUAAAACGUUUACAAA
Molecule: messenger RNA, 3072 nt
Organism: Tribolium castaneum (red flour beetle)
Lineage: Eukaryota; Metazoa; Arthropoda; Insecta; Coleoptera; Tenebrionidae
Gene: Tti1
Product: Telo2 interacting protein 1
Exons: 10
Coding region: 1-3060 (1019 amino acids)
Biological process (GO): chromatin remodeling
Cellular component (GO): cytoplasm
Source: RefSeq, a predicted model, not a curated record